Molecule: messenger RNA, 4328 nt
Organism: Schistosoma rodhaini
Lineage: Eukaryota; Metazoa; Platyhelminthes; Trematoda; Strigeidida; Schistosomatidae
Source: the annotation of a GenBank genome assembly
AUGUAUGCCACAUCCAAAUUAAUUAUUCCACCCAAACCUGCAAGGGAUACACCUUUUAUUCCGAAGUUAAGGAUUCGCCUGCGUCACUCACCUAGUAGUCAUUGUGGUGGUCGUGACCAGGGUUACAAUGUCACACACAAUGAAUCUCCACAUUUAAUUGGAAAUUUCGGUGAUCAUGAUUCAUUUCAUACAAACAUUGAGUCUUUGGUGGGUGUUUGCUCUUUUUCAAUGUUGAGAAAUACUGCUCAAAAAGGUCCGCAUCCCAACUCUAUUACUAAGCUAAGCAAAUCACGACAAAGACAGUUGUCUGGGUUUACUCCAGGAUGUACGAUUAGGAGACCCACAAGCAAGAGGAAACAGUCAUCUGCGUUUGUAGAUACACUAGAUCUAGAGAAUCCUGAUUCACUAUUGACGAAGGUUAACCUAAAGUUGCUCAUUAACAGGGAGACAUUUCAUUCUCUUCCUUUGGAUGUCCAGCAGAUGCUGUGUCAACUUUUACCAUUGUUUGAUCAUUGCAGAGAGAUGUCUCUUAAUAAUUCUGUUUUAAUCGAUGAAAAUGAUUAUAGUCCAUCACUUUCUUUAUCUUCGGGGAUUGAGUCAUCUGAGCAGUCAAAUACUGUAUGGUUACAUCCUACUGCCCUCAACAACGAAUUUUUUACAAAAGCCCUCCAAGACUUUUCUGAUCGCCAAGCUAAAGGUGAAUUCACCCCACGUAUUCGUAACCGAGCUGGUCUACGAGCCCAUGUAGGCAACCGGUAUAGAUACACCUCUUCCAGUGAUUUGCUUCAAUCAAAUACAAACAAUAAUAUAAAAAAAACGUUUGUUCAUGAAAUACGUACUAAGAAAUCGUCUGGUCAAACAAAUUCACGUCGUUCAUCCCGAUCAAAACCAAAGAAUUUCAAUUGUAACGCACCCGACAACGAUUUUCAUCAUCCAUCAAUUUUUACCAAUUCACCACCAGUUGAUGCCUCUCUUAUUUCUUCAACACAUUCUGUUUCUGGUUUAUCUGUUAAGAAUUCCCAAAGCAAAAGAAAUCGAAGCACAAAACUUUCAUAUUUGCAGAGUGAUGGUAACAAUGAAUCUAUGAUAGUCUGCUCCCCUUCACCAAUACAACCAAGAGAAAGAUUGAAAGAGAAGUUAGAAUGUUCUAUGGAAUCCAACGACAUUGAGUGUGAAGGCAUUAUUCAGAAUAAAACUUCGGAUUUGUCAGAACUCUGCCCUUUUCCUCUGGAUGAUACUCUAAAUAACAGUAUACCCAGCUCGGGCAAAUCAUUUUAUCCAGCUGAUCUGGAAAACAGUGAAUUCACAGAUUCUGUUUGUUGUUUAUCAGAUAGAAAUCGUGAUGAUCGUUCUCUGUCAUUGAGUCCUGCUUACAACGGGCCUUUAGUUUCACCUUCAUCUGUAGGGGAUUCAAAUAAAGGUUUGAAACUUUGUGAUAAGACCCUUGAGUCGGAAGAACUUAAGUUAACAGAUUCUCCAAACAUGAAGCCAACUCAUGCACGGCGACUUUCACUGGAUUCAAAGCUAGUGAGUCCCUGUCCUAACAGACAAAAUAGCACCAGUAAUUCUUCACGUUCUGCGCGGCCAUCACGUUCUUCCAAUUCCACUAGUUCUUGUGGGUCACCGUCUAUGCCUCCACCUCGACAAACAAAGACGUUGGCUGCCAUGAGAGAGAAGCUACGGGCAAAACGUAUGUUAAAGGAAUCUGAACGCAGUAUGAUGGGCCAGCGUUUUUAUGGUUUGCCGGGCAGUAUGACUCCACAUCCUUCGAGUGGUUCAAGUGGGUAUUUCCAGAAUCGCAAUUACCCUACCUCUAUCAAUUUUGUCUCUUUGAGCGAAACCGAAAAUAAGCAGUCACCGUCUAUUUCUUCACCUUCACUCAGAACUCCUAUCUCGCCAUCAGCAAAUGACAGAAGUGUUCAUUCUGUUAACGUGUCAUCUUUGCAAAGUGAAACUCAAGAGUUAACUAGACCUAAUUUGGCAUCUGAAAGCCCUUGUUCCCCACUUUCUGCUCCCAGUAUUAAUGUCAUGUCUCCACUACUUUCUGUAAACAACGUCUCUUCAGAAAACAUUACUACUAACAAUAACAACCUCGAUAACUACAAUUACUGCUCUAGUAGUUUCGCUCAGUCCUAUCCGUCUUCUCCUCAUCUGUCAAACUCGAAUGCUAGCAUUGUUCUACAACAUUCAGUUUUUUCACAGUUGCCUAGUCCAGUGCAUCCCACUAAAACUCAUCGUUUCGAACAGAGUGUUUCUGCACCACCUACUCCCUCUAAUGUUCAGUCAGGGCAGAAUUUUACAAAUUAUCUACAUCAACCAGGGCAUUCUUCUUCAUCUUUAGGACCAUGUUCUAGCUCUUCCGCUCCUUUACACACGUCUCAAGUAAGUCCAACUGCGUCUUUUGGUUCAUACCCAUCUCCAGUGUUUGGCAGUAAAUCCUCAGUACCUUCCAGUGUUCGACCUAGCAUUUCUGAUUCAUACUCUUCACAAAUCUUAACUCACCCAAUUUCAGGUAGCUGUCCUACGAGUAGCAUAAGUUCUGUAGUCUCAGAAGCUAUAGUACCGUCAAAUUCAUUUUGUCAAGCUCUCCCUGUUCUUAUGGAACCUACAACUUGCCCAGUUCAAGCAACUGUAAAAUCUGUUCCAUCUCUGGACACCAUCUCUAUCAGCCCUUUGACAUCUGUUUCUAGUGUUACCAAACUACUUACUUCUAAUUCACACCAAAGUCGCUCUUCCACAACAACCCGCGCUUUCUUUGUUGAUGGCGAUAAUUUAUCUGAAGCCGUCGCGUUCCUCCAGAGCUUAAAUCCAAAAGCUACAAUUACUCAACAACAGUUUUUGCUCAUCCCUGGUGCAAAUAAAUCUCAAAUGAUUUUGUGCAGAGCACCUGUAACCUGUUCAUCCGAAAUCAUAUCUUCUGUUUCAAUGCAAACAUCAGUUUCUGUCUCACGUGCUAAUUUAACUUCUUGGUCCAAAAACGUGUCUCAUAUAACAACUUCGAGUACAACAAGUGUGGGAAGCACACAUAUUACUGUUUCUACGUCUUUUGUUCCAAACGACGUUUCACUACCGACAGGCGUUACGGAGAGGAACUCCACAUCAUGUAGUACAUCAUAUUUUGAACCCUACCGAUCCAACAACUUUUAUGCAACCCAGUGCAGUAGUGACAGUUCAUUUCCGAAAUUGAUGAAAACUUCAGAACUACAAAUUCCUCGUUCCCUAGUUUAUUCAAAAUCACUUAAUGUUUCUUCAUCAAAUGAGUCAUCAUCUCCUCUCAAUAUCCUAAUUUCUCAUCCUAAAGCAUUGGAAGCCAGCAGUGAGUGUACACCCCUACUUCAAGUUGUAAAAUCGGUUUCCUCUCCUUCCAAAGUAGCUAUCCCAUCGUCUGCUAAUUCUGUUUCAUGCUCAUCUCGCACAUCGGUUCCUACUGUUCUUAAUUACAAGCAACCUGUGUCCCAUUCACAGCUUAAUGUCUCGUUGUUAACCCCUGGACCUUCCGUAAUAAAUAAUGAAGUCCCCAUACUUUUUGUCCAGGAUCGCAACCAACAUCCUAUAAGAUCCCAGACCCCAACUCGAUCUGUCAACUGGGUUCAGCGCAGUUCAUUCGAUCAGUAUACGGAUAUUACCGAUCGAUCGACCAUCAGUUUGCCCAUUUUGUCUACUGCAACUGUGAUAACAACACAUGCAAACAACACCGGUGAAUUUCGUUGUUUUUCUCAUCCAGUAGCUCGAUCUGGACCAUCCAUGCAACUUUCUAACAAUGGUUCUGUCUCCAGUCACUUUGGUUUCCAACCAAUUCAAUCUGUGCAACCGUCUAACCCUGCAGGAAAAUCUUUGGAUUGUACUCCAUUCUUAUCCGGUCCCACAGCAACUAUUAUGUCUCCAUGCCUACCUGCUGUCAUACUUUCACAUCCUAUAACAAUUCAAUCAACUAGUAAUAUCACCCCCUCCCAACAGAACAUUUUUAACCGAUCUCUGCCCUAAGCAAGAUACUAAAGAAUUUAAUUGAUUUUCCUAAAUAAUUAUUUAUCAGUUACUUAGUUGAUCACUUAUCAAAUGGGAAUACUCGGAUAGUAUAUGUUUUGUAUACAUUAGGAAGCAGUUUAGUGAUUUUGCGGAACUCGAACAUGAAUUUCAAGUUUUUUUCCUAGAGCUUGUUAGUUUCCGUUUAUUAUUGUGUUCCUACGAAUAAUAGCACCAUUAAAACUUAGUUACGGUGUAUCACUUUUGCAUUACUUUCUUUCAGUCACAUUGGGAUGCAUUCUUUUCCGUUUUCAUUUGAAACCAGUUUAUACCCAUUUGUUGCUAGGUUACUAUUGUCAUUUCAG